GAUUCGCCAACUGAAAACCAAAUGUCUCCACUCUCCAAACGCUAUCUCUUCGCUUACAAUUCUCUGCAGGCCCUCGGAUGGGCAUUUGCUCUCUCAAGAAUUUUGAGCAGCUUUGUAUUCACCAAGUCUAUUCAUGGAGCUUACGCUUCGGCCGGAGAGCUAAUCUGGUUGCUGGAAGCAUUUCAAUUCUUGGAAGUUGUACAUGCAGCCAUUGGUAUUGUGCCAAGUGGAGUGUGGACUACCUUUAUCCAAUGGGAAGGAAGGAUUAUUUUUCUUUUAGCGGUUCAUCAAAUCGAUGAGGUCCAAGAGUUGCCAACAAUUUUCACGACUCUUGUUGCUUGGAGCCUAGCUGAGAUAAUUAGGUAUCCACAUUAUGCGUUGAACUGCAUAGGAAAAUGUCCAUCUUGGAUGACCUAUCUCAGGUACUCUGCAUUCACUGUGCUGUAUCCUAUUGGAAUCCCUGGUGAAAUGUGGCUCGCAUACCAAGCACUUCCAUUUAUAAAGAAGAAGGAUCUUCUUUUUAGUGGCCUUCCCUUCAGCUAUUAUAGUUAUCAUAAGCUUCAUCUUCUCUGUUGCCCUUACCCAAAUUUAAAGCUUUACCAGCAUAUGCUGAAGCAACGGAGGUCAAAACUCGGAAAACUCCAUAAAAAGGAGAAAAUUUGAAGGUUGAUGCUCUUUCAGAUAUAGUUACUAGUUGGUUGCCACUAAAUGGUUGCUCUAGCUUGAAACCUUAGAUAUCGUAUGCCAUGUACAUUGGCUUCAUAUGUAUUCUUGGUUAAUGGUUAGAUUUAUUUAAU
Molecule: messenger RNA, 797 nt
Organism: Corylus avellana
Lineage: Eukaryota; Viridiplantae; Streptophyta; Magnoliopsida; Fagales; Betulaceae
Biological process (GO): fatty acid elongation; sphingolipid biosynthetic process; very long-chain fatty acid biosynthetic process
Cellular component (GO): endoplasmic reticulum membrane
Molecular function (GO): 3-hydroxyacyl-CoA dehydratase activity
Source: RefSeq, a predicted model, not a curated record